This is a messenger RNA of Sinocyclocheilus grahami, 1937 nucleotides long. Its product is annotated as poly(rC)-binding protein 3-like. The coding region runs from base 481 to 1656 and encodes 391 amino acids. The transcript is spliced from 12 exons. Gene Ontology annotation, molecular function: RNA binding. Lineage: Eukaryota; Metazoa; Chordata; Actinopteri; Cypriniformes; Cyprinidae. The record is from RefSeq and is a predicted model, not a curated record.
GGGAUUCCCUAAUGCAUCCGUUCCCAGAAUGAAGGCACUGCGGCAUCGAAUACGUGAGUAUUAAGAACUGAGAGAGCUUCUGGGCUCACGUAGCCUGGGCUAAAGGCUUAUCAGAGGCUAAGCCAGAGGGGGGAAAAACAGUAAAGCUAGUCUCAGACGACCCGAGGUACAGGCACAAGGCCAUCUGUCCAUUCUCUGAAUACAGCUGACAACAAAGGAGGGCAACUCCGCACUCAGGGAAUCAUACACACUCUGAAGCCUCAAACGUUAACUCAUCCUGGAUUGACAAGGCAAGAAGAGUUGGUGAAGAAAUAAGUGGCAUCUUCGCGCUGUCUCAACCUCCAUCACUUCUCAGCCUAUUCAGCGGUUCACAUCUCUUUAGCAAGUUCCUCUGCUGCUGGAGUGUCAUGGAAAGAGGGACCACAUUUCAUUUAACAGCUUAUAGACAGUCUGUUUGAAGCAUCUAGACCCAAGAGAAGAAUGAAUAUGAAUGAGAUGGAGGGAGGGCUAAAUGUCACCCUCACCAUCCGCCUACUAAUGCAUGGCAAGGAAGUUGGAAGUAUCAUUGGGAAGAAAGGAGAGACUGUCAAAAAAAUGAGAGAGGAAAGUGGAGCCCGCAUUAAUAUAUCUGACGGUUCCAGUCCAGAGCGCAUUGUCACCAUUACCGGAUCGUCUGAGGUCAUCUUCAAAGCCUUCGCCAUGAUCGCAGAGAAAUUUGAGGAGGAUAUCCUGGCAUCUAUGAUAAACAGCACCGUGACAAGCAGGCCUCCUGUGACACUGCGCCUCGUUUUCCCCGCCAGUCAGUGCGGUUCACUCAUUGGCAAAGGAGGCUCGAAGAUCAAAGAGAUCAGAGAGGUAGAUAUUCUAGGUAGAGGUUUAAUUGUUGGCAGAUGCGCAGGGUUUGUAAUGCAGGUCACAGCGUCUGCAGUUGUUAUUUGUACUAACUUAAAUGUGUUAUCUGUUCCACAGGCAUUUACUAUUCCAGGACAGUUUGCCAUUCCACCCCAAGACUUGACCAAGCUUCACCAGUUGGCUAUGCAGCAUAUCCCCUUUACCUCCCUUGGGCAGAGCAACCCCACCUUCCCUGGUCUGGAGGCCUCGUUUGUGACCACUUCUCAUGAGCUGAGCAUACCUAAUGAUCUCAUAGGCUGCAUUAUUGGCAGACAGGGCAGUAAGAUCAAUGAGAUUCGCCAGAUGUCUGGUGCUCAGAUCAAAAUUGCUGGGGCCACAGACGGUUCAGCAGUGCGCCACGUCACCAUCACAGGCUCCCCAGCCAACAUCAGCGUGGCUCAGUACCUCAUCAGUGCGAGUUUAGAGAUGGCUAAACUGAGCAUCCAGGCAGCGUUGUCCUCCUCUUCCAGCACACCUAUCGACCUCAGCCUGGGCUUCUCCCAGUCCACCCCCUCCACCUCCUCUUCCAUGGCCGUCCUGGCUGCUCCCCCCUCUGCUAUUAACGUCCACUCCCCCUCGUCCAUCCCCAGCGCCCACUACGCAUUGCCUGUUUCCAGCCUGCUUGGCAUGAAAACCGUGCCCCUGCUGGCAAUGCACACAGCCACCUCCGCAGGCCUCCCGGCUGGCCUCACACCCUACACCACGAAGAUCCCCACCUCAUCCAGCAUCAAAAAAUCAGAACGGCAGAAGUUUGCCCCAUACUGAGCGGCCGCGGUCUUUAAACUCAUCAGUAUUAUUGUAUUUGUUUAUUAUUCAUUCCUAAAUAUUAAGUAGAUUGAAAGUGUCCCCCCCCCCCGCCCCCUAUUUUUGUAAUGUUUCUGUGCAAUAUUUUGCAAGCAAGGAAUAGUGAGUGCAUGACAAGAUUAAUCGCUUCUUAUAUUGUCUUCCAUUUUAUGUAGCAUUUCAUUCGGAAGUGUUUGAGAUAUUCAUCUCACACCAUAAAAUUUAUCUGACACUGAACCUGUUUUUUUUUUUCUUCAAGAAAA